AUGUCUCAUCAGCUUAUUUGUACUUUUGAUUUCCCGGAGAGUGCGCGGCUUGUCGAAGACUUCGACCUUUACAGCACAACCCUCGAUAAUUCCUUCUUAUGCAUACGGCGAGGCACUCUCCACUUGCAGAGCACCUACUGGGAGGCGACUCAGACGGACGAAUUUCAUUCUGGCUCGGAACCAGUGACCACGCCAGUGGACGAAGAUCGCCAGCCUUCAGGCUUUUCUGGGCUUCACGAGCAGCCCAUCGCCCACUCCGAUUUUGACCCUGACUCCUCGCCAGAAAAGCCUAAGUCAGCCAAGUACCUGAGAUUCAAUGGCGUUGAGUUACCCACCAAGACUCGCCCGCUGAAGAGAGUGGUGGCAAAGGCAAAGAGGUUUGCGAGAUGCUUCAAGUUGGUUCAAAGCUCGAGGGUGGGCGUUUCGAUGAUGCUUGCGGAUUCAGUAGUGAAGGGUGGCAAGAUCAACUUGAAGGGCCAGCAUUUUUCACCCACCCUGGACAGCACAGAUAUUGAAGAACAGAUGACGCAUGACAACGCCGAUCUUCUGGAUAGCGACCCCUUCGCUGCUAUCGUUACUCCCAAGGAAACGAUCGCAGAGCAGACCAGGGAAACGACCGCAGAGCAGACCAGGGAAACAACCGCAGAGCAGACCAGGGAAACGACCACAGAGCAGGCCAGGGAAACGACCUCAGAGCAGGCCAGGGAAACGACCUCAGAGCAAGCCACGUUCAACUCCGUGAGUGCAGUCGAAAAUCUUGACACAGAACCCAACGUAAAUACACCUUCUGAAGAUUCCACUUCUGUCUGUGUUGACUCGUCCGAACAUCCAUCCGAGUCUGACGGUGCUCUCGGAGAGGCACCUAGAUCCCUGGACUUUGUCUCAGAAGAUGUUUCUCCCGCUUUUCCGAAAGUCCUUCUAUUCUUUCCCUGGUGUAUUCUUUUCUGUGCAACCAUAUUUCUCUCUGCCAGGCAUCCUGAAGGAAUGCACUGCUUUGCCUAUUGGACCGACUUGGCUGUUCUCCAUGUUAUGGUUCUCUUCGCUUUCAUUGUAGGGUAUGUUGCUGGGGAGGAAGCCAAUGUUUCUGCGAACAAUCAUUCUCCGAAUGAUUUAUUUUGAAUGACAAAGAAU
Guyanagaster necrorhizus is the source of this 1131-nucleotide messenger RNA. RefSeq lists its product as uncharacterized. The record is from RefSeq and is a predicted model, not a curated record. Bases 1 to 1119 code for a protein of 372 amino acids. Lineage: Eukaryota; Fungi; Basidiomycota; Agaricomycetes; Agaricales; Physalacriaceae. The transcript has 4 exons.